CAACUUCAACCAUCUUCAGUCAUACCAACACCACCAACACCAACAAAAUACCAUCCUCUUUCUUCACUUCUGAACCUAUCGUCUCCUGUGCCCUUUAUAGUAUUGCCCCAAUUCACAGACUACCGCCCAACGCCCCCCGCAAACCUGCACCCCUCAAUCCUCCAACUCUCUCUUUGGUCUACUUCCUUGGGCCACGACUUUUCUCCAUCCGUCCAUCUGCGGCUUCUCGGAAUCUCAAACCAUGAAUAGAUGAUGUCUGCCUCUCCGGCUUCAUCGGCUGAAGCUCAAGCUUCUAAUCCUCCCAAGCCACCCAAACGCCCACGCCCACGCCGACCUAAUUACAACUACAUCCACCGGAACUUACUACCCGUCGAGGUUCACCCAUUACCUGUACUCAUACCUCACAAUCCACUCUCUUUGGUCGCAAUUGCCUUGUCCUAUCUCUGCCAAGUCCUUCUCCCUCCCUCACAACCCAAAUACAAUGGAUACUUUUCUUCAGUCACCUCGUCAAUACAUGUCACCGACCCUAACACAAUCCGGAAGCUAUGGGAAAUGGGCUUUUUCGGCCGGGGGAAUCUAAGCCGAAGCGAGCCGACUUGGUUAGAAAAUCGAAAGAAGAAGGGAUCCACGGCAGAAGAGAAUACUGCCUCACGUCGACAAGAACGAAGACAACAAAAGUUGGAGCGAGCUAGAAAAGAACAGCAGGAAAUCGAUCAAACCUUGUCGGAAGAGUCUCAAAAUGUUCCAAAUGGGAAUAUUCUGGGGAUCGCUCAGGGAAACGUUCUCAAGACGAACGCGCGAGAUCUAAGUGACAUUGCCAGCGUCCUGGAGUCGCCUUCUGUCGACGAUAAGGAGAACGGCUCAAUUCAUGGGUAUGAUGAAUGGAAAAAACAGAUUGAAGCGAAUGGUAUCCCAACCCCGCCACCUACUUCGACUUCUUCCGACGCCAGUCAUCCGGAGAUGCGACCCACAAAACGACUCCAAAGAACCAAAACUGUGCGAUUUUCGCCCACAAUCGAGGCUCGAGAAUUUGACCUGAGUUCACCAGUAAUGUCUCCCAUCAAACAACCAGGCAUCUCGCCUCUUGAAGACACGGUCCCGUUAGAAACACCAACCCAAGAAAAUCAAGAACACUUGACGCUGUCGUUGGAAGAAGCUUUCUUUUUGUCAUAUGCACUGGGCACCUUGAAUGUGUACUGUGACGACAGUGAAGCUAUUCUCCAGCCGUCGUCUCUAUUGUCACUUUUUCGACGACGUUCAUAUCACCCGCCUCGGUCACUAUCGCUGCCCGAAGAACCAAAUGAUCCUUUUGUGCUAUCUUACGUGGUCUAUCAUCACUAUCGCUCUCUCGGUUGGGUGGUGAGAUCAGGCGUCAAAUUUUCGACUGAUUAUCUCCUUUACAAUCGAGGUCCGGCAUUCUCCCAUGCAGAAUUUGCCGUGGUGAUUGUACCAUCGUACAAUGAUCCCUAUUGGGCUGACAGGAAAAUGGAAAAGAAAAAGGGCUGGUGGUGGUUACAUGGAGUGAAUCGCGUCCAGGCCCAAGUCCACAAACAACUGGUAUUGUGUUAUGUCGACGUGCCUCCGCCACUGCAUGACGGCGAGAGAGGCAAGAGUGUUGAUAUUGGCAAUCUCCUUUCCAGGUACAAAAUUCGUGAUGUGAAUUUACGACGCUGGACACCCAACAGGGGUCGGGAUUGAAUAUGAUAAUGGAACAUGAGAUGACGAAUGUAUGAGACACGCUUGAGAUACGAUAUCAUCAUGGGAUGAGAUUUCUUGGGUAGGACCACUCGCAGUGCACUUUUAGCGUCGCUCAUGACUGACAAUGAUUAAAUUGGAC
Molecule: messenger RNA, 1837 nt
Organism: Exophiala mesophila
Lineage: Eukaryota; Fungi; Ascomycota; Eurotiomycetes; Chaetothyriales; Herpotrichiellaceae
Product: tRNA-intron endonuclease
Exons: 2
Coding region: 250-1698 (482 amino acids)
Biological process (GO): tRNA-type intron splice site recognition and cleavage; tRNA splicing, via endonucleolytic cleavage and ligation
Cellular component (GO): tRNA-intron endonuclease complex
Molecular function (GO): nucleic acid binding; tRNA-intron lyase activity
Source: RefSeq, a predicted model, not a curated record